Molecule: messenger RNA, 1889 nt
Organism: Etheostoma cragini (Arkansas darter)
Lineage: Eukaryota; Metazoa; Chordata; Actinopteri; Perciformes; Percidae
Gene: eif2d
Product: eukaryotic translation initiation factor 2D
Exons: 15
Coding region: 1-1788 (595 amino acids)
Biological process (GO): formation of translation preinitiation complex; translational initiation
Molecular function (GO): translation initiation factor activity; RNA binding
Source: RefSeq, a predicted model, not a curated record
AUGUUUGUCAGACCGUUUCGUGUCAAAUCCAACACCGCUAUCAAAGGCUCAGACAGGAGAAAGCUCAAAGCUGACAUAGCUGCAGCCAUUCCUUCGCUGUCUGCUGACGAGUUGUCUGAGCUGGUCCCCAACAAAGAGGAAUUAAAUGUGGUGAAGAUUUAUGUACAUAAGGGAGAUUCUGUGACACUUUAUGUUCUUCAAAAAAAUCCACUGUUCUUUGAAUUGGAGAAACGACUUUAUCCUACAGUAUAUGUGCUUUGGCGGUACCCUGCUAUCCUGCCAACAUUUAGGACAUGGCCUCCUGUGCUUCAGAAGUUGAUUGGAGGGGCAGAUCUCAUGCUGCCAGGUGUGGUGGCGCCUUCAAGCGGUCUCCCAGAUGUGAAACAGGGCGACUGCUGUUCUGUUACGUUAGUGAACAAUGGAGCUCCUGUUGCAGUUGGCACUGCUGCGGUGUCCAGAGACGAGAUGCACAGUUUGGGUAUGAAAGGGAGAGGAGUGUGUGUUCUCCACACGUACAUGGAUAAUCUCUGGGCGUUUGGAGACAAGUCAGGUCCUCCUUCUUUACCGGACACAGAGAGCGAAGGACACGGAGUGAAUGGAGAGGAAUAUGAGGUUGAUGAGAUGGAGGAAGAGGUUGAGGAGGAGGCUGAGAAGUGUGUGGAGGAGGAGCAGAGUCCCAGUCAAACAGUCACAGAUCACGCCUGCUCUGGUUUUGAGGAGAUGAGUCUGGCUCAGCAGGAGGAAGAGGAAGGUGAUAAGGGCAACGAGGAAGAGGAUGGGAACCAGGAUGACCAAAAAAUGCCACAAGAGGUAAUGGACGCCUUGCUGUUGAAGUGUUUUCUCCAUGCUCUCAAGAGCAAAGUGAAGAAGACGGAACUCCCCCUGCUGACCAGUACAUUUCUCCGCAACCACAUGUUUGCUUGCUGCCCAAGUGGAAAGCAACUUGAUAUCAAGAAAUCCAGCUAUAAAAAGCUGUCCAAGUUUCUACAGGCCAUGCAGAAGCAGCACAACCUUGUGCGAGUGAAAGAACUGGCCAAGGGUGUGGAGAGCAUUGUGGAGGUGGACUGGAAAAAUCCCGAACUGCGCUCCUUCAAAGUUCCCGAGGAGACAGAUGUUGAAGCAACUCCCGUGCAGGAUGAAGGGGAAGGAGAACCUCUUUAUCAUCCCCCUGAGAUCACCACUCUGUACUCUGUGUCAGCUCGACUGGAGCCUCUCUUUCUAGAUGCAAAGAAGAGGAAGGGAACAAUACUGCAGCCCGCUGAUGUGAGACAUAUUGUCACAGAGUAUGUGAAGACGAACGAUCUGGUGGAUGUAAAUAAUAAGAAUUACGUGACCUUAAACCCUACUCUGUGUGACUGCUUGCUGGAGAAAUCCGAGUACCACGAGGUUGAGUCUCUCAAGUGGGAUGACCUCUUUAGCAGGACGUUGGAAAGAAUGCAGGAGUGUUAUCAAGUUGUGUUCCCCGGACAAGCACCCAUAAAGAAGAAGGGCCACAUUGAGCCCAUAGACAUCUCUGUGGCUUCUCGAGGCUCCAAUAAGAAGGUGACUCUAAUAAAGAACCUGGAAGUGUACGGUUUGGAUCCUGCAGUCGUUGCCACUGCUUUGCAGCGUAGAGUCCAGGCCAGCUCUGUCUUACAGCCCAUCCCUGGGUCCAAAGACAAAGUGCUGGUCCAGAUCCAAGGCAAUCAGAUUCAUCAAGUUGGCAAUUUGCUACUAGAUCAUUAUCAAAUUCCUCGCAAGUACAUCCAAGGACUAGACAAAGCUCCAAAAGGGGGAAAGAAGAAGUAACAUUUCAACCUGCUAAACCAACCAUUCACUGUAUUUAAAGCUGCUUUACUGUUGGCCAUGCAUUAAUAAAUACAGAUGAUUUACUGUCCUCUUCUAAAGGU